AGCAUCACAGUUAUUAACAAAGGUUAGCAGCAAUAAGGAGCUGACACUAUUAAUAUAAAAAAAGAAAAGGGGAAAACAUAAUCACAUGAGCAGUCACCACCCACCAACUCGGAUUACUGAGCAAGUUAAAAGUCAUAAGAAAACAGCAAUGAUAUAGGCUCACUGUUCCAAGAGGUCAAAAUUGCUGCUGCUGGCUCUCUGCAGAUACCUUGGCAAGCUAGGUUGCCUCAAAGGAUCAAAAGAAAAAAACAUCAGAAAAAGGAAACUACAAAUCAUCACAACCAUUGGAUUCCUUGAAAUUUAGCAUAAUAUCUGUGAAAGUAGUGUCAGGAAUGCUUUUAAAAAUAGCAGUUCUUCUGAUGAGUGGUCUUCUAGGCAUGGUUUAUCAGGCUACACAGCUUCCUCCACCUCAGAAGGAAGAGUCACAAGAAAAUACUCCUGCUAAUUCACCAAGAAUCAGACUCAGUGAUGGAAGAUAUCUGGCUUACAGAGAAAAAGGAGUCACCAAGAACAAAUCCAAGUACAGGAUCAUUAUUGUUCAUGGCUUUGGAAGCUCAAAAGAAAUGAACUUUCUGGCACCCCAAGUACUGAUAGAGGAAUUAGGGAUAUAUUUUCUGCUGUUUGACCGAGCCGGAUAUGGAGAAAGUGAUCCGAACCCAAAUCGAAUUGUAAAGAGUGAAGCGCAUGACAUUGAAGAGCUUGCUGAUCAAUUGCAGAUAGGAUCCAAUUUUUAUGUGAUAGGAGUCUCAAUGGGCUCAUACCCUAUCUGGAGUUGCCUCAAAUAUAUACCACACAGGCUAGCAGGUACAGCAUUAAUAGCCCCAGUUGUCAAUUACAGAUGGGCUUCACUUCCUCAGAAUUUGAUAAGGUAUGAUUAUAGAAGGAAACUUAUCCAGUGGGCACUCUGGUUCUCUAACCAUGCCCCUGGAUUAUUACACUGGUGGGUUACUCAGCAAUGGCUUCCUUCAACUUCUGUCCUGGAAAAGAACCCAUUAUUCUUUAGCGAUCAAGACUUAGAAGUCUUGAAGAAGAUACCAGGAUUCCCUAUGUUAAGUAAGGAAAGAUUAAGAGAGCGAGAUGUUUUUGAUACCCUCCGCCGUGACUUUAUGGUGGGUUUUGGAGAUUGGGAAUUUGAUCCUGUUGAGCUAGAAAAUCCAUAUCCUCAAAAUGAAAGCUCUGUUCACAUCUGGCAAGGCUACGAAGACAAGGUUGUACCAUUUCAACUUCAGAGAUUCAUAACAGGAAAGCUACCCUGGAUUCGAUACCAUGAAGUUCCUCAAGGUGGACAUCUAAUUGUGCACUAUAAAGGUUUCUGUGGGGCUGUUUUGAGGUCGCUUUUACUUGGAGAAGACCCUCUAGAACUAGAACAAGUUCAUCCAUAAAUUUGUUACAUGAUCAUUUCUUGAUUCAAAAUGUAAGUAGAUGGGGUUUAGAGAACGUAGCAUGUUGUCAGAUUACAUUUGUUAUUUGAAAGGUUGGAGCCUUUUCUUC
This is a messenger RNA of Ricinus communis (castor bean), 1491 nucleotides long. RefSeq lists its product as uncharacterized. Lineage: Eukaryota; Viridiplantae; Streptophyta; Magnoliopsida; Malpighiales; Euphorbiaceae. The transcript is spliced from 5 exons. The coding region runs from base 333 to 1382 and encodes 349 amino acids. The record is from RefSeq and is a predicted model, not a curated record.